AUGACACAGUAUCCAAUCCAACGAAAUGUUUAUACGUUGGUACCAUCAAAUAGUUCAAUGAAUAAAACAAUUGAAACAACAAAUGUUUUAACAGCACAUAAUACAAAUACACCAUCACGUAUAUCAACUACAACAUUCAAUAUUUUUGAUGAUAGUUUAACAAAUCUUUCAUGGUUACAUGAUAUAAAUAUAUUAAAACGAACUAUUCCAACAAUAAAUUUAUCAUCAACUUGUUCAUCAUCAUCAUCAAAUAGUUCAGGAAAUAAUGCAAUUAGUAACAAACGUAAAGAACAAACAUUAUCUAACACUUCUAUAUCUUUAUCUUCAUCAAAUAUUGGUGCUGUUUAUCCUAAUGAUAUUGAUGAUAACAAUGAGUUAAUAUUAAAUAAUGAUGAUGAUGAUGAUGAACAUUGGAAAAUCUAUAAAACAAAUCCUCAAGCAAAACCGGUUUAUUCAUAUUCUCAACUUAUUUUUUUGGCUAUGCGACAAUCAGGUCAUGAAAAAAUGACAUUACAAAUGAUUUAUGAGUGGGUUGCAGAUAAUUUUCCUUAUUUUAAAAAAAUGGAACCAACUUGGCAGAACUCCAUUCGUCAUAAUUUAUCGUUGAACAAAUAUUUUGUUAAAGUUCCACGUACAAAAAAAGAAGCCGGAGGUAAAGGUGGAUUUUGGAAAUUAUCAUCAGAUUAUGAACGACAACAUUCACAAAAUAAAAUUUCAAUAAAUAAUCAACAAGAUCGACAAAUAAAUCCACCACAAAAUAAACGUACACGUACAUCAAAACGAUCAACAAAUAUUUCUGAUAAUACAACACAAUUAAAUAAUGGUACUAAAACUGAAUCAUGGAUUGAUUCAAUUCUUCCAUGUAUUUCAUCAAAAAAUCAGUUACCUCUUCAAUGUCAUACAACAAAUAUUGAUCGUCCAUCAUCAUAUAUACGAAUGCCAAGUAGUUUUCUUUCUCCAAUAUCAUCACCAGAUUCAUUAGCAGUUCCACCAUUUUAUCAUCAUCAUCAACAACAACAACAACAACAACAAAUAAGUGAUUUUUCAUCUGUUUCAACUCCAUCACCAUCAAAUUCACCAUCAUCAAUGUCAUCAGCUAUAGCAAAACAAAAUAUUAUUUCAACAAAAUUAGAUGAUACAGAUAUGCUUUUAUUAGAUUCAGUUACAUUUGAUUGGGAUGCUUAUUUAUGUGAAACACCAAAUGAUAUUGAUGUUCAACCACUUUUAUCAACAAAAACUGAACAAGAUUUAUUUAAUGAUUUUAAUGCAGCAUUAACAGACUUAACGUAUUCAGCUGAAGCAGCAGCAGCCGGUGGAGAUUCAAGUGCAUUUGAUGGUUUUGAUUAUCCAACUAAACAGUCAACAUUCAAUUCGUUGUUUGACGAUGAUGUACAACAACAACAGCAACAAUCUCUUACUAUAAAAGGUCGUGGAAUAAAACGACCAUCAUGGUGGCUUUCAAAUGAAAGUGUAACUCCAACAAAGUUACCGUCACUUGAAACAGCAUUUGAUUUAAAAUUAUCUAAAUAA
Molecule: messenger RNA, 1530 nt
Organism: Rotaria sp. Silwood1
Lineage: Eukaryota; Metazoa; Rotifera; Eurotatoria; Philodinida; Philodinidae
Source: the annotation of a GenBank genome assembly